This is a messenger RNA of Bathycoccus prasinos, 1023 nucleotides long. RefSeq lists its product with no specific name. The record is from RefSeq and is a predicted model, not a curated record. Gene Ontology annotation, biological process: SCF-dependent proteasomal ubiquitin-dependent protein catabolic process. The coding region runs from base 1 to 1023 and encodes 340 amino acids. Gene Ontology annotation, molecular function: protein binding. The transcript has a single exon. Gene Ontology annotation, cellular component: SCF ubiquitin ligase complex. Lineage: Eukaryota; Viridiplantae; Chlorophyta; Mamiellophyceae; Mamiellales; Bathycoccaceae.
AUGGGUUGUUACGACGAAGGCUCGAAAGAGACGCACGGUUUAAGCGAGGAAAUAGUGAGACUGAGAGAAUACGACGAAUACGAUCGAACCGUUUUAUAUUUGAGAGACUGUCCAAACGCAAAGGCGAAGAUUGAUGCAUUCCUCGAUGAUGAUGAUGAUGAUGAUGACGAUGAUUCUAAGAAUACAGUUAUAAUACAGGCGGUGCAGUUGGAGUUGGCGAAAGGCGUGGACGACGAAACCGUCUCGAAAAUCGCGAGAAAAUAUGCGACAAGUUGUACGCGAGUGAACUUAAACGCGGCCGGGUCUGGAGACGAACGCGUUCGGCAGUUUGGGAAUCUCGGGUUGAUGAGUGUGAGCGAGUAUUUAGAGAACAAGUUGGAGUGCCUUGAACUCUUCUGGAAUACGAAAAUAACGAGCAAAGGCGUGCUCUCGGUUUGUCGCUUUUGUCACGAGAACUUAAAGGUGUUGAAUUUGAGCGGAUGCGUGCAACUGGACGAUGAAGGCGUUCGAGAGAUUAGUAAGUGUAGAAAAUUAAGAUAUUUAGAUCUCACGAGAGUGCCUAAGAUGACGGACGCGAGCGUGGCGCUCGUCGUAGAGGGAUGUCGAGAACUCGAGUUUCUUUCGUUAUACGCCAACAGUCAACUGACGAACAAAUCAUUCGAAAAGAUAGACGGUCUCACGAAUUUGAAGUUUUUUGAUGCGUGCGGUUUCAACAAGCUGACUGAUGUGACUUUAUUCAAAUUACCGAAGACGCUGAGGUACGCGAAUUUCUCUUGGUGCGGGAGUCUGAGGUCGGAAGGUAUUUGUCACGUCGCGGAGAACUGUCGUCAUUUGGAGCUCUUGUCCGUACACGGGAACAGGAAUAUCACGGAAAAGCUCAUCCAGAGUUUGCAAAUAGGACAAAAAGAGACAAAAACUUUGAAGGUUCUAGACGUGAAGGGAUGCGUAAACGUUAAAACGAACACUUUGGAAGCGCUGAGGGAAUUCUUUCAUUCUCUACAAUCCAUCAAAUUUCACACGUAG